AUGCUCCGAGCUAUCAUCGGGAUCAUUCAAGGUCCCAUGCAACGUGGCUAUGGCACUCGCGCCAUCAACAAACUGCUGGUGCAGUCACUAGGCAAUGAGGAAGUGGUUGCUCUUGUCAGAGAUGAUGGUGACGUUGAAGCAUACUACACACGGCAUAUAUACAGUGCCAUCGAGAAGCGAGCCUACUAUGAUAGCACUCUUGGCAUCUUGUCUGCCGAUAUCAAGCCGUUCUUCCAAAGGAGUGUGGGAUUAAGUGCCUGGGGAUUGGCUAUACACAGCACGGCUCGCAUGAUUGCUGUGAGCGCUAACACACAUGCCACCACGGUCUUCACCUUUGCCCUUACCGAUGGUGACCCAGAGGACGACGAUGAGAUCCCUGAUGAAGACGAGGUCUACUACUACGGAAUGAGCGGAGUGGUCCCGCCAAAUGACAGACGCCGGAACGAUGUACGUGUAUUGGCUCACUCNGGGGGAACACACAACCUGCCGGAUAUUUGCUUCUGUAAUACCGGACACGAUCCUGCCGGGAGAUGGCUUUUGACAGCAGAUCUUCACGGACAAGUCGCCGCGUGGGAUGUACACAGCCUACAGUUGAAUCAACUCGUCAACACCGCUCUCAGCCCCCCUAUCUUUCGGGUACCCAAAAACAGGUUCGAUGAUCGCAAUGGAGUGUGGGGUCUGUUGUUUCUCGAUCCACUUUCUUUCCGAACCACAACCACGAUCGAGGAAGCUUUGGGUGUUCCCACCGACCAUACUGCUGUAGACUUAGAGAAAGAGAAGGACAAUGCUAUUUGGGAUCUUGGAAAGACAGUGGACUGUAUUAACCACGUCCGUCGUCCAUUCAAGGAUGUGGGACGUCCGGUUGAGGUGAGGAACGGCAAUUUUGCUCACCCUCUAGAGCUGUCGCGGCACAGAAACCAUGAAUCUUCGAUCAGACAUUCUGCUAGGCGGACUGAUGCAGAAGCUGACAGAAGCAGUGAAGAAGAGGGAGAGGAGGAGCAAGAAGAGGAAGAAGAAACGGAAGAGAGCAAUGAGGAGGACAACCCGUGGGACAGCGACGACAGUUACGAGAAUGGCUACGAUUCUGCUGAGGAUACACAUGUGGCGUUUACGAGGCGAGAUGGAACCAUCUGCCAGAUCGAAAAACCAAACAUGUGCGGCGACCUUCCGUGUCCCAUACUACAGCUCUCGUUCAAGGAUAUUUACCUCUAUCAACCAGCACCGAACAGCAAGGCCUGGGAUCACUUGCCUAUGCCAUCUACAAGACGUCUGUUCCAGCAACAAGUGCCCGUUGCUUUCGAAACCGGAUCCGGCAAGUUCGGCCGCAUCAACAUGUACGCGCAAAUACCGAGCCUCGGAGUUGUGAUCAUUGCGACACANAAAGGUCGCGUUGCUGUUUUAUCGCUUACGCAAAGUGUUGCUCGCAUGCUUGACUAUGAAAAGGUUGAAACAAAACAAGCACCGCUCGAAAAAGCGCGAAUGGACAAACGCAUCUAUGGAUAUCGAGUAGAUCACAUUCUGCCUCUGCCCAGCCAGGAAGAAGCCGGCCAUCGGCCCAAAGCUGGAAUUCACGGUAUCGCCGUGGGACCCGUGCAGGGAACCGAACAUGUUGAAGAUGGUCUCAAAAGAUGGCGUCUACUGGUUCAUUACCAAGACAUGUCCAUUUUGGCAUAUGAGAUUGGAAAGCCAGCAAGAGGUCAAUUCGACUUGGACUUGAUGGCUAUCUAG
Aureobasidium musti is the source of this 1728-nucleotide messenger RNA. The record is from the annotation of a GenBank genome assembly. NCBI's taxonomy places the organism in Eukaryota, Fungi, Ascomycota, Dothideomycetes, Dothideales, Saccotheciaceae.